AAGUUCCGACCCCAUCUGAGAGCCAGCUGCUUCGUGUUGCCGUUUUCAGCCAUGGAUUCAACGUUUAGCAGCCACAGUAUCCGUUUAACGACAAGCAAAUAAACAUCACACGGUGUAAGAACGAAGCCGAACAGGUCAUACUGAAUUGCAGUCAGGUGUGCUGGCCAAUGAAUGCAAAGUGUCAAGAAGAUCAAACUUUGUAACAAAAAAGAGGGCAUCUGGAAAAGUUGUAUAACUGUGAGCACGAUGGCCGUGGAUGGACUUUCGGACAGCACUGAGGUGGUAGAGAUGGAGGACGUGCCACCUCAGUUCUUUGUGGAGAAACAUUCUUGGGAGGGUCUCCGAGACAUCAUCCACUGCAGCAGGAAAUACUCGGGUAUGAUUGCCAACAAGGCCCCCCACGACUUCCAGUUUGUGCAGAAAGCAGAGGAGAAUGGACCCCACUCCCACCGGCUGUACUACCUUGGAAUGCCUUAUGGAAGCAGAGAGAAUUCAUUACUCUACUCAGAAAUCCCCAAAAAGAUCCGGAAAGAGGCCCUCUUAGUGUUGUCAUGGAAACAGAUGCUGGAUCACUUCCAGGCCACGCCACACCAGGGCGCCUACUCUCGAGAGGAGGAGCUGCUGAGAGAGCGUAAGCGCCUGGGCGCGUUUGGCAUCACGUCGUACGACUACCACGCAAAGACCGGCCUCUUCCUGUUCCAAGCCAGCAAUAGUCUCUUCUAUUGUCAAGAUGGCGGCAACAACGGCUUCAUCCAGUCGGCUCCUGUAAAGCCUGUGGAGAUAAAGAGCCAGUGCUCAGGAACACGCAUGGACCCCAAGAUCUGCCCCGGACACCCCGAUUUUAUAGCCUUCAUCAACAACAACGACCUGUGGGUUGCCAACAUUAAAACGGGCGAGGAAAGGAGACUCACAUACUGUCAUAAAGGUUCAGACAACGUUAAAGACGACCCAAAGUCUGCAGGCGUAGCCACGUUUGUCAUCCAGGAAGAGUUUGAUCGUUUUACUGGUUACUGGUGGAGUCCCUCAGCAGCAGAAGGCCCAGAUGAAGGUAAAACAAUGUACCUUCUGUAUGAAGAGGUGGAUGAGACGGAAGUGGAAAUUAUUCAUGUUCCAUCUCCUGCCCUGGAGGAGAGGAAGGCAGAUGCGUACAGAUACCCUCGUACAGGCAGCAAAAACCCCCAGGCUACCCUUAAGAUAUCAGAAAUUAAGACAGAUCAUCAAGGAAGAAUUGUAAGUAUACAAGAUAAAGAGCUGGUCAUCCCCUUCAGCUCUUUGUUUCCUGGAACAGAAUACAUUACCAGAGCAGGGUGGACGAGCGAUGGAAAAUAUGGUUGGGCAGUUCUGUUGGAUCGCAGUCAGAGGAAACUGCAGCUGGUCCUGCUGCCUCCAGCCCUCUUUAUUCCUGUCUCAGAUGACCCGGCUCUGAGGCAGGAGUGUCUGGAGGCCGUGCCCAGUAGCACACAACCCUACAUUAUCUACGAGGAGACCACAGACAUCUGGAUAAAUGUUCAUGAUAUUUUCUAUCCCUUUAUUCAAACAACAGAAGAUGAGUUUACUUUCAUUUGGGUGAAUGAGUCUAAAACAGGUUUCAGCCACUUGUAUAAAAUCACAUCAUUGCUACAGCCAGGCUGCCACCGCUGGACAGAGGGCUACCGUCACGUCGAGGGAAACUUUAAAUGUGCAAUCAAAGUGGAGGUUACACUGACCUGUGGAGAAUGGGAGGUUCUGGCAAGACACGGUUCCAAGAUCUGGGUGAACGAGGAAACAAAGCUGGUGUUCUUCCAAGGCACCAGAGACACACCUUUGGAGCACCACCUGUACGUGGUCAGCUACGAGUCACCUGGAGACGUGAUCAGAUUGACCAAGCCUGGUUUCUCUCACAGCUGCUGUGUUAGUCAGAACUUUGACUUUUUUGUGAGCCACUACAGUAACGUGAGCACCCCUCCCUGUGUCCAUUUGUACAAACUGAGCAGCUCAGAAGACGACCCACUCCACAUGGUCCCCGAGUUCUGGGCUAGUCUCAUGGAGUCACCAGGUUGCCCCGGAGAUUACAAUCCUCCAGAGAUUUUUGACUUUCCAGGGAAGUCUGGCUUCCAGCUGUAUGGGAUGGUGUACAAGCCUCACAGCCUGCAGCCUGGCAGGAAACACCCCACGGUCCUCUUUGUGUACGGGGGUCCACAGGUGCAGCUGGUUAACAACUCCUUUAAGGGGAUGAAGUACCUCCGACUCAACACUCUGGCCGCUCUUGGAUAUGCUGUGGUCAUCAUUGAUGGGAGGGGUUCCUGUCAGAGGGGGCUCGAGUUCGAGGGAGCACUAAAAAACAAAAUGGGUCAGGUGGAGAUUGAAGACCAGGUGGAGGGGCUGCAGUAUGUGGCAGACAAGUUUAACUUUGUGGAUCUGAGUCGCAUCGCCAUCCACGGCUGGUCGUACGGAGGCUUCCUGUCUCUUAUGGGCCUCAUCCAGCGACCCAACAUUUUCAAGCUGGCGAUAGCCGGCGCUCCGGUGACCGUGUGGAUGGCCUACGACACGGGCUACACAGAGCGUUACAUGGACGUGCCUGAGAACAACCAGCAGGGCUACGAGGAGGGAUCUGUGGCGCUGCACGUGGACAAGCUGCCUAGCGAGCCCAAUCGGUUGCUUAUUCUCCACGGCUUUCUAGAUGAGAAUGUGCACUUUUUCCACACCAACUUCCUGGUGUCGCAGAUAAUCCGUGCUGGAAAGCCUUACCAGCUUCAGGUCUACCCCAACGAGCGACACAGUAUCCGCUGCCCAGAGUCUGGAGAACACUAUGAGAUAAUGCUGCUGCACUUUCUACAACAAUACCUCUAAAACGAGACUUUAAGGGGGAAGCCAAGUCCUCUGUUCCCCUCCAGCAGUUAUCCCUUGCAAGCUUCUUGUCUUAAACCAUACCCAGCGUUUCAUUGUUAUCAAAGAUCCAUUAGACCUUGAGCUGAUCCAUCUCACACUUACACCUCCUCGCGCC
Nematolebias whitei (Rio pearlfish) is the source of this 2983-nucleotide messenger RNA. RefSeq names its product dipeptidyl peptidase 9. The record is from RefSeq and is a predicted model, not a curated record. The coding region runs from base 172 to 2829 and encodes 885 amino acids. Gene Ontology annotation, biological process: proteolysis. The transcript is spliced from 21 exons. NCBI's taxonomy places the organism in Eukaryota, Metazoa, Chordata, Actinopteri, Cyprinodontiformes, Rivulidae. Gene Ontology annotation, molecular function: serine-type peptidase activity; dipeptidyl-peptidase activity.